This is a messenger RNA of Lodderomyces margitis, 1620 nucleotides long. It is a transcript of the gene MTG2, whose product is annotated as putative GTPase. The coding region runs from base 1 to 1620 and encodes 539 amino acids. Lineage: Eukaryota; Fungi; Ascomycota; Pichiomycetes; Serinales; Debaryomycetaceae. Gene Ontology annotation, cellular component: mitochondrion. The record is from RefSeq and is a predicted model, not a curated record. Gene Ontology annotation, molecular function: GTP binding; GTPase activity. The transcript has a single exon.
AUGUGUCGGACGAUGUUUACGUCACCAUAUCUACGAAAUGAUCUAGGAUCGUCUUCAUUUGCACCCAACUAUGCGUUUUACAAUGCGUUCCCUGACACUUUAGGCAAGGAGAUAUCUACCAAGAUUAUAUCCAGUCCUGGUGAUGAAACACAAACGAUUAAAAUAUCUCAGAUUAUUGAUAAUCCAAGCCCAACCACAGCACCAACAGAAGCUUUGACAAUUUCACGCCAAAAGCCAAAACCAAGAAAUAUCAUAAGCAUAGCUGAUUACUUUUCUGGAAACUCCCAUCAUUUACAUCAUGUGUUCUAUUCAAACCUCAUACAUGCAAAGACCAAGAAAGCAGCCAAAAUUGAAAAUAAAAAAUUUGUUGAUUUGAAAAUCAUGAAAUUGACAAGUGGUUCUGGAGGUAAUGGAGCUGUGUCAUUUUUCCGUGACAAUUUAACAACUUCUGGUCCACCUGAUGGUGGUGAUGGCGGCUGUGGGGGCAACAUCUACAUAAACGUUGUUGAUCGUAAUUUAAACUCGUUACAUUAUUUGCAGAAAAGAUAUGUUGCCAAACUGGGCGCGCCAGGUAAAGGGGGACAAUUAGAUGGUAAAAAUGGGGAUGACGUGAUUAUUGAUAUACCAUUGGGUACUGUAAUCCGGUGGAUCCCUGAUCCGACAAUAUUCAAGAAAUACAUAUCAAAAAAAGAAGGGGAUUCCUUAGACGAUGUGUAUAUGGAACUUGAGUUGGAUAUGGCUUAUGGCAAGGAGAAUGUACAAUUAGAUCGACAUGGGUAUAAGCCAGGUGAUGGAUGGAUUUUUAAAGAGCAUGAUAAGGAGUACUACCAACUGCGUGAUUUCUUUCAGGAAUUGGAUGAUAAAGUGAUCAAGUAUGAUGAAGAGAUGGAGUUUGAGGAACAACAACAAGAUCAAUUUCCAAUUCUUGGUAUGGAUUGUGAUAAAGUAACGACCAAACCUCUUUUGCUUUUGAAUGGAGGGAAAGGCGGGUUAGGCAACAUGCAUUUCUUAACUUCAAAUGUGCGUAAUCCUCGGUUCUGCAAAGUUGGUCGUUCAGGAAUCACGGCUCAUUUUCUUCUUGAAUUGAAGCUUAUUGCUGAUUUGGGGCUUGUUGGGUUACCAAAUGCCGGAAAGUCAAGUCUAUUACGGGCCAUCUCGCGAGCCAAGCCCCGUGUAGGGCAUUGGGAGUUUACUACUUUACAACCGACUAUUGGUACUAUUCGGCAUAGAAUUGAUUCUGACCCAUUCACUGUGGCUGAUAUUCCCGGAAUAAUUAAGGGUGCUUCGGAGAAUAAAGGUAUGGGGUUAGAUUUCCUUCGUCAUAUUGAACGAUCUGGUGGGUUAGUUUUUGUUGUUUCUUUGGAAUCAACUAAUCCAGUUGACGAUUUACAGACUUUAAUUAACGAAGUUGGGCCAACACGAAUGAAGGAUAAAAAAGUGUUAGUUGUUGCUACCAAAGCUGAUUUGAGUAAUGAAGGUGAAAAUUAUCAAACUUUGAAACAGUUUAUAGAAACGACACAUGGUGGACUGUGGAAAAUUGUUCCGGUUUGUGCACCAAGAGGAGAAAAUAUCGACCAGUGUUUAGAGUUGAUGAGUGAAAUUGCUACACAUGUGAGGUGA